Molecule: messenger RNA, 630 nt
Organism: Annulohypoxylon truncatum
Lineage: Eukaryota; Fungi; Ascomycota; Sordariomycetes; Xylariales; Hypoxylaceae
Exons: 1
Coding region: 103-570 (155 amino acids)
Source: RefSeq, a predicted model, not a curated record
GAGAACCAAAGACUCGAGGAAAUACUCUCAUGGGACGACGGGCAACUCGAGAAUCGGCUUGCUUGUCUAGAUUGGGUGUUCCCAGUGGCAUUUCAAUCAAGUAUGCUCGAUCAGCAGACACUCAUCUACGUUCGUAGCCACAACGGAAUACUACAGAACAUGAGAGCAUCACUUGUCCGCAUGAUGGCCUUCUACGGGUUUGAUGUGAGUUGGGAUCAAGAUGACGACUUCAGAUUUAAACUCAGCUUUGUGCGAGACAACCCUGAGCUAGUGGGACGUUGGCUGAAGGAAGCAGACCAGAACCACACACAUAUUAAGGGCAUUAUCUGGAGCCUUCGCCUGUUUGGCUUAUCCGAGGAAGCGCAAAGGGUCUAUGAAGCAUUUAUUUUCGCUAAUGAGACAUACGGAAGCCCUGUUGGCGAAGCAUCUCUGGACCAGUGGAGACAAGCCUUCGUCCUUCCUCUGUGCAUCAUUUCGUACGGUUUUCUUAAUUUCCAGCCGAGGUUCUACUCGCUGAAGUUGAACGACGGUAGUCUUACUCCCCAAAGACCACAGAACCCGCAGAACUAAGGCUCGGAUAUUCCGAAUUCACCAACUUCUUCGGAUUACGCAUUUCUGGCUAGCUCUGUG